AUGACAUCCGAGGCGAAGUUGGUGUUGUGCGGGAACUCGACGGCGGAGGCGAAGAAAGCGGGGUGCAAAUACGACACGUUGCUGAACCACUGGGUACCAGAGCAGUGUUACGACAAGGAGUUUGAGACGGAGUACAUGGACGACGACACCUGGCACGCGUAUUCGGACGUCAACUUGACGAAGCGCCUGACGAGAGAGGAAAUGGGAGAUCAGGAGUCGUACUACACGUCCAUCGCGGAUCACGUCAACCAUUGCUCGAUGCUUUGGAAGAAGCAAUUCUGGACCAUGUUCGAAGAGCGGAGGGUCUUUGACGGUGUUAUCGUCAACUCGUACCACACGGAGCAUUGCGCCGACUUCUUGAAGGAUAUUUGGGGGUCGAACCGAACAGAGCCUACGUUUGUCAGGGUUGCGUUUUCGGGAUGCUGGGUCAGAAAGUGA
This is a messenger RNA of Colletotrichum chrysophilum, 438 nucleotides long. RefSeq lists its product as uncharacterized. NCBI's taxonomy places the organism in Eukaryota, Fungi, Ascomycota, Sordariomycetes, Glomerellales, Glomerellaceae. The coding region runs from base 1 to 438 and encodes 145 amino acids. The transcript has 2 exons. The record is from RefSeq and is a predicted model, not a curated record.